UUUAUGCAAAUUUUAUCAAUAAUGUGGGUACGUGGUCGAUGAAUAUACAUUGUAAUUAUUAUUCAAUAAAAACAUGGCUUUCAAGAAAAAGAGUGUUGAUUUCGUACAGAAGGAGCGAGAUGAGCUCUCUCACUUAAGACCAGUGAUAAUCUACAUCAGUGCUCCGUCUUCAGCUGCUAAAAGCUCACAGUACAAGCAUUUCGAGGCUGACCCCACCCUCCCAACUGGUGUACUGAAGAGAGAUGUCAGUCCCAUCAAUUUCUGUCUUAUAGAAGCGAGCAGCUCUGUAGAAGAACUUGGUAAACAAGUAUCGGUCGCCAUGGAGCUGUACAAAGAUGCCCCUCAUAAAGAGAUAGCUAUCAAUGCACACGGCACUCCUGAGGGUAUUCUAACGUCCUCUGGCGAUGAAGAAAAGACGAUACUUACUGGAGAACAGUUGGCUAAAAUGGUCCUGCCCCAUACUCACGAUCGCUUUCUUCAUGUAUUCAACUUUAUGUCGUAUGGACACUUUUUUGCUCAGGCGUUUUAUGCGGCCAUCAGAAGUGAGUCUGCUACCAACUCCAAAGUGGCGGUGACGUAUUUCACCUCAGCAAGCAAUCCGACCUCUUGGGACAAGAUAGCUACUUCUGGUAGUGGCCAUGUGGAGGUGACUCGAGAUCUCAAGGACUAUAUCCGUACCAAUAUCGAGCCCAACACACCACACAAGAUGAUUGACGAUCAUGUCAAACCUAGUUGUCUCAUUUUGUAAACUGCUGGAUUUUGAACAAUAAUAAUAAUUUUUCCUGAUACUCACCAAGCUGUUUUAAGUAUGUGUGUACAUAUAAUAUUAUGUGUUCUGAUUGACUAUUAUUAUGAUUCAACAAACACAAAAAAAGAUGAUUCUGCUUGA
This is a messenger RNA of Halichondria panicea, 889 nucleotides long. RefSeq lists its product as uncharacterized. The record is from RefSeq and is a predicted model, not a curated record. The transcript has a single exon. NCBI's taxonomy places the organism in Eukaryota, Metazoa, Porifera, Demospongiae, Suberitida, Halichondriidae. The coding region runs from base 74 to 748 and encodes 224 amino acids.